Messenger RNA from Closterium sp. NIES-67, 3629 nucleotides. The record is from the annotation of a GenBank genome assembly. NCBI's taxonomy places the organism in Eukaryota, Viridiplantae, Streptophyta, Zygnematophyceae, Desmidiales, Closteriaceae.
GAUUUAACCAUGUCUACCUUUAUCCCAAUCAUGCCCUCUCGCCUGUAUCCUAAUCAUGCCCUCUCGUUUGUAUCCCAAUCAUGCCCUCUUGCCUGUAUCCCAAUCAUGCCCUCUUGCCUGCAUCCCAAUCAUGCCCUCCCGCCUGUAUCCCAGUCAUGCCCUCCCGCCUGUAUCCCAAUCAUGCCCUCUCGCCUGUAUCCCAAUCAUGCCCUCUCACCUGUAUCCCAAUCAUGCCCUCUCGCCUGUAUCCCAAUCAUGCGCUCUCACCUGUAUCCCAAUCAUGCCCUCUCGCCUGUAUCCCAAUCAUGCCCUCUCGCCUGUAUCCCAAUCAUGCGCUCUCGCCUGUAUCCCAAUCAUGGCCUCUAGCCUGUAUCCCAAUCAUGCCCUCUCGCCUCUAUCCUACUCUUGUCCUCUCGCUUGUAUCCCAAUCAUGCACUCUCGCCUGUAUCCCAAUCCUGCACUCUCGCAUGUGUCCCAAUCUUUCCCUCUCGCCAACAUCCCAAUCAUUCCCGCUUACCUGUAUCCCAAUCAUGCCCUCUCGCCUGUAUCCGAAUCAUGCCCUCUCGCCUGUAUCCCAAUCAUGCCCUCUCGCCUGUAUCCCAAUCAUGCCCUCUCACCUGUAUCCCAAUCAUGCCCUCUCGCCUGUAUCCUAAUCAUGCCCUCUCGUUUGUAUCCCAAUCAUGCCCUCUUGCCUGUAUCCCAAUCAUGCCCUCUUGCCUGCAUCCCAAUCAUGCCCUCUCGCCUGUAUCCCAGUCAUGCCCUCCCGCCUGUAUCCCAAUCAUGCCCUCUCGCCUGUAUCCCAAUCAUGCCCUCUCACCUGUAUCCCAAUCAUGCCCUCUCGCCUGUAUCCCAAUCAUGCGCUCUCACCUGUAUCCCAAUCAUGCCCUCUCGCCUGUAUCCCAAUCAUGCCCUCUCGCCUGUAUCCCAAUCAUGCGCUCUCGCCUGUAUCCCAAUCAUGGCCUCUAGCCUGUAUCCCAAUCAUGCCCUCUCGCCUCUAUCCUACUCUUGUCCUCUCGCUUGUAUCCCAAUCAUGCACUCUCGCCUGUAUCCCAAUCCUGCACUCUCGCAUGUGUCCCAAUCUUUCCCUCUCGCCAACAUCCCAAUCAUGCCCGCUUACCUGUAUCCCAAUCAUGCAUUCUCGCGUGUAUCCCAAUCAUGCCCUCUCGCCUGUAUCCCAAUCAUGCCCUCUCACUUGUAUCCCAAUCAUGCCCUCUCGCCUGUAUCCCAAUCAUGCCCUCUUGCCUGUAUCCCAAUCAUGCCCUCUCGCUUGUAUCCCAAUCAUGCCCUCUCGCCUAUAUCCCAAUCAUGCCCUCUUGCCUGUAUCCCAAUCAUGCCCUCUCGUUUGUAUCCAAUCAUGCCCUCUUGCCUGCAUCCCAAUCAUGCCCUCUCGUUUGUAUCCCAGUCAUGCCCUCCCGCCUGUAUCCCAAUCAUGUCCUCUCGCCUGUAUCCCAAUCAUGACCUCUCGCCUGUAUCCCAAUCAUGCCCUCUCGCUUGUAUCCCAAUCAUGCGCUCUCGCCUGCAUCCUAAUCAUGCCCUCUCGCCUGUAUCCCAAUCAUGCCCUCUCGCCUGUAUCCCAAUCAUGCCCUCUCACUUGUAUCCCAAUCAUGCCCUCUCGCCUGUAUCCCAGUCAUGCCCUCUUGCCUGUAUCCCAAUCAUGCCCUCUCGCUUGUAUCCCAAUCAUGCCCUCUCGCCUAUAUCCCAAUCAUGCCCUCUUGCCUGUAUCCCAAUCAUGCCCUCUCGUUUGUAUCCAAUCAUGCCCUCUUGCCUGCAUCCCAAUCAUGCCCUCUCGCCUGUAUCCCAGUCAUGCCCUCCCGCCUGUAUCCCAAUCAUGUCCUCUCGCCUGUAUCCCAAUCAUGUCCUCUCGCCUGUAUCCCAAUCAUGACCUCUCGCCUGUAUCCCAAUCAUGCCCUCUCGCUUGUAUCCCAAUCAUGCGCUCUCGCCUGCAUCCGAAUCAUGCCCUCUCGCCUGUAUCCCAAUCAUGCCCUCUCGCCUGUAUCCCAAUCAUGCCCUCGCGUUUGUAUCCCAAUCAUGCUCUUUUGCCUGUAUCCCAAUCUUGCCCUCUUGUCUGUAUCCCAAUCGUGCCCUCUCUCCUGUAUCCCAAUCAUACCCUCUCGUCUGUAUCCCAAUCAUGCCCUCUCGCCUGUAUCCCAAUCAUGCCCUCUCGCCUGUAUCCCAAUCAUGCGCUCUUGCCUGCAUCCCAAUCAUGCCCUCUCGCCUGUAUCCCAACCAUGCCCUCUCGCCUGUAUCCCAAUCAUGCCCUCUUGCCUGUAUCCCAAUCAUGCCCUCUUGCCUGUAUCCUAAUCAUGCCCUCUCGCCUGUAUCCCAAUCAUGCCCUCUCACUUGUAUCCCAAUCAUGCCCUCUCGCCUGUAUCCCAAUCAUGCCCUCUCGCCUGGAUCCCAAUCAUGCCCUCUCGCCUGUAUCCCAAUCAUGCCCUCUCGCCUGUAUCUCCCUGAUGCCCUCUCGCCUGUAUCCCAAUCAUGCCCUCUCGCCUGUAUCCAAAUCAUGCGCUCUCGCCUGUAUCCCAAUCAUGCCCUCUCGCCUGUAUCCCAAUCAUGCCCUCUCGCCUGUAUCCCUAUCAUGCGCUCUCUCCUGUAUCCCAAUCAUGCCCUCUAGCCUGUAACCUAAUCAUGCCCUCUAGCCUGUAUCCCAAUCAUGCCCUCUCACCUCUAUCCUUAUCUUUUCCUCUCGCUUGUAUCCCAAUCAUGCACUUGCGCCUGUAUCCCAAUCCUGCACUCUCGCAUGUGUCCCAAUCUUUCCCUCUCGCCAACAUCCCAAUCAUGCCCCUUGACCUCUAUCCCAAUCAUGCACUCUCGCCGGUAUCCCAAUCAUGCCCUCUCGCCUGUAUCCCAAUCAUGCCCUCUCGCCUAUAUCCCAAUCAUGCCCUCUCGCCUGUAUCCCAAUCAUGCCCUCUUGCCUGUAUCCCAAUGAUGCCCUCUCGUUUGUAUCCCAUCAUGCCCUCUUGCCUGUAUCCCAAUCAUGCCCUCUCGCCUGUAUCCCAAUCAUGCCCUCUCGCCUGUAUCCCAAUCAUGCCCUAUCUCAUGUAUCCCUAUCAUGCCCUCUCGCCUGUAUCCCAAUCAUGCCCUCUCGCCUGUAUCCCAGUCAUGCCCACUCGCCUGUAUCCCAAUCAUGCCCUCUCGCCUGUAUCCCAAUCAUGCCCUCUUGCCUGUAUCCCAAUCAUGCCCUCUCGUUUGUAUCCCAAUCAUGCUCUUUUGCCUGUAUCCCAAUCUUGCCCUCUUGUCUGUAUCCCAAUCGUGCCCUCUCUCCUGUAUCCCAAUCAUGCCUCUCGCCUGUAUCCCAAUCAUGCCCUCUCGUCUGUAUCCCAAUCAUGCCCUCUCGCCUGUAUCCCAAUCAUGCCCUCUCGCCUGUAUCCCAAUCCUGCAUUCUUGCCUGCAUCCCAAUCAUGCCCUCUCGCCUGUAUCCCAAUCAUGCCCUCUCGCCUGUAUCCCAAUCAUGCCCUCUCGCCUGUAUCCCAAUCAUGCCCUCUCGCCUGUAUCCCAAUCAUGCCCUCUCGCCUGUAUCCCUAUCAUGCGCUCUCUCCUGUAUCCCAAUCAUGCCCUCUAGCCUGUAUCCUAAUCAUGCCCUCUAGCCUGUAUCACAAUCAUGCCCUCUCACCUCUAUCCUAAUCUUU